Budorcas taxicolor (takin) is the source of this 2664-nucleotide messenger RNA. It is a transcript of the gene ADAM9, whose product is annotated as ADAM metallopeptidase domain 9. NCBI's taxonomy places the organism in Eukaryota, Metazoa, Chordata, Mammalia, Artiodactyla, Bovidae. Gene Ontology annotation, biological process: transforming growth factor beta receptor signaling pathway; membrane protein ectodomain proteolysis; cell-cell adhesion mediated by integrin. Bases 1 to 2463 code for a protein of 820 amino acids. The transcript is spliced from 22 exons. Gene Ontology annotation, cellular component: plasma membrane. Gene Ontology annotation, molecular function: integrin binding; metalloendopeptidase activity. The record is from RefSeq and is a predicted model, not a curated record.
AUGGGGUCGGGCGUGGGCUCGCCCUCUGAGACUCUCCGCGUCCGGUGGCUGCUCUUGGUGGGCUUGCUGAGCCCGGCCCUCGGCGGGGUUCGGUCAGGCUUUCAACAGACCUCCCAUCUCUCUUCUUAUGAAAUUAUAACUCCUUGGAGAUUAACUCGAGAACGAAGAGAAGCCCCUAGGCCCUUCUCAGAGCAGGUAUCUUAUGUCAUUCAAGCUGAAGGAAAAGAGCAUAUAAUUCACUUGGAAAGGAAUAAAGACCUUUUACCCAAAGAUUUUGUAGUUUAUACCUACAGCAAGGAAGGGGCUCUGAUCUCUGACUACCCUAAUACACAGAAUCAUUGUCAUUAUCGGGGAUAUGUAGAGGGUACUUACGAUUCAUCCAUUGCACUCAGCGACUGUUUUGGACUCAGAGGCUUGCUGCAUAUAGAAAAUGUGAGUUAUGGGAUUGAACCCCUGCAGAACAGCUCUCAUUUUGAGCACAUCUUUUAUCGAAUGGAUGAUGUCCACCAAGAGCCUCUGAAAUGUGGGGUUUCCAAUAAAGUUAUGGAAGAAGAAACCAUAAAGGAUGAAGAGGAGCAUCCUAGCAUCACUCAGCUGCUUCGAAGAAAAAGAGACAUCUUGCCACAGACCCGCUAUGUAGAGUUGUUCAUUGUUGUAGAGAAGGAAAAGUAUGAUAACAUGGGAAAAAACCAGACUGCAGUGCGAGAAGAGAUGAUAAGCUUAGCCAACUACUUGGAUAGUAUGUACGUUAUGUUAAACAUUCGAAUUGUGCUAGUUGGGCUUGAGAUUUGGACAAAUGAAAAUCUGAUCAGUAUGGCUGGAGGUGCUGGUGAUGUGUUGUCGAACUUUGUACAGUGGCGGGAAAAGUUUCUUAUAACACGUCGGAGGCAUGACAGUGCACAGCUAAUCCUGAAAAGAGGGUUUGGUGGGACUGCGGGAAUGGCGUUUGUGGGGACAGUCUGUUCAAGGAGCCAUGCGGGUGGGAUUAAUGUGUUUGGGCAGAUCCCAGUGGAGACAUUUGCAUCCAUUGUUGCUCAUGAGUUGGGUCAUAACCUUGGAAUGAGUCAUGAUGAUGGGAGAGGUUGUCACUGUCCUGUAAAGAGCUGCAUCAUGAAUUCGGGAGCAUCAGGUUCCAAAAACUUCAGUUCUUGCAGUGCAGAUGACUUUGAGAAGUUAACUUUAAAUAAAGGUGGAAACUGCCUUCUCAAUAUUCCAAAGCGUGAUGAAGCCUACAGUGCUCCUUCCUGUGGUAAUAGGUUGGUGGAUCCCGGGGAAGAAUGUGACUGUGGAACGCCAAAGGAAUGUGAAUCGGACCCUUGCUGUGAAGGAAAGACCUGUAAACUUAAAUCAUUUGCUGAAUGUGCAUAUGGUGCCUGUUGUCAAGACUGUCGGUUCCGUCCAGGAGGCACUUUGUGCCGAGGAAAAACCAACGAAUGUGAUGUUCCAGAGUAUUGCAAUGGUUCUUCUCAGUUCUGUCAGCCAGAUGUUUUUAUUCAGAAUGGGUAUCCUUGCCAGAAUAACAAAGCCUAUUGUUACAAUGGCAUGUGCCAAUAUUAUGAUGCUCAGUGUCAAGUCAUCUUUGGCUCAAAAGCCAAGGCUGCCCCGAAGGAAUGUUUCAUUGAUGUGAAUUCCAAAGGAGACAGAUUUGGCAAUUGUGGUUUCUCUGGCAAUGAAUACAAGAAGUGUGCCAUUGGGAAUGCUUUGUGUGGAAAGCUUCAGUGUGAGAAUGUACAACAAUUGCCUGUAUUCGGAGUUGUGCCUGCUAUCAUUCAGACUCCUGGAAAAGGUACCAAGUGCUGGGGUGUGGACUUCCAGCUUGGAUCCGAUGUUCCAGAUCCUGGUAUGGUGAACGAAGGCACCAGAUGUGAUGUUGGAAAGAUCUGUAGAAAUUUCGCAUGUGUAAAUGUUUCUGUUCUGAAUUAUGACUGUGACAUUCAGGAAAAGUGUCAUGGACAUGGGGUAUGUAAUAGCAAUAAAAAUUGUCACUGUGACAACGGCUGGGCUCCCCCCAACUGUGAGACUAAAGGAUACGGAGGAAGCGUGGACAGUGGACCUACGUACAAUGAAAACAAUGCUGCACUGAGGGACGGACUCCUGGUAUUCUUCUUCCUAAUUGUUCCUCUUAUUGUAUUGGCUGUUUUUGUCUUCAUUAAGAGAAACCAGCUACGGAGAAGCUACUGCAGAAGGAAGAGAUCACAGACAAAUGAAUCAGGUGGCAAAAAUCAAGGAAAAGAUUCUAGACAGCCAGCGAGUGUUCCUGGACCUGCUUCUUCAGUGACUCCUCCCAGAAACGUUCCUAUACAAACAAACAGAUUUCCAGUACCAACUUAUGGAGCCAGGCAGCCUCAGCAGUACCCAUCAAGGCCACCUCCACCACAGCCCAAAGAAUCAUUUCAGGGAAAUUUAGUUCCAGCUCGUCCUGCUCCUCCGCCUCCACCUCCUUUAUAUAGUUCCCUCACUUGAUUAUUUUUUUAGCCUUUCAUUUUGCAGACAUCUUCAGGGAACUGAGCUAAUACUUUCUUUUUUUUUCCUGAUAUUUUCUUGAAAAGCCUUUCUUCCUGCUGCAAUUAUGAAUGAAAACAAAAUACCACAAAACAGACUUUAUUAAUACAGAAAAACAGAACUUGAGUAGUGGGAAAUGAGAAAUAGAAGAAAUGCAGUAAA